Molecule: messenger RNA, 3809 nt
Organism: Lethenteron reissneri (Far Eastern brook lamprey)
Lineage: Eukaryota; Metazoa; Chordata; Hyperoartia; Petromyzontiformes; Petromyzontidae
Gene: CABIN1
Product: calcineurin binding protein 1
Biological process (GO): chromatin organization
Cellular component (GO): nucleus
Molecular function (GO): nucleosome binding
Source: RefSeq, a predicted model, not a curated record
AUUCGCACAUGUUCACCAAUGAAAUCAACGAAAAACAAAUAUCCACACGCUGGUUUUCUUUUUCCCCCACCGGCACGUUACGCGCAUCAAGCGGGGCACAUUGUUCCAUUCUUAAACCUCGGACCAUUGUCACGUGUGCCGACCUCUGACCCAUGGGGACAAUAGCUGACCCAUUGUGCCAACAGCGAGCAGCCGAAGCGACGACGGUAAUUAUAGAAGAGUGGAUUUGCUCCAUUAGCGGGGAAAAACGACGCAGGAAGGUAGAGGCGGUGGUGGGGGGGGGGUGGUGAGCCGCACGGAUUGUGUAACAGCAGACACUGUGACCUAUAUAAGAUUCUAAAUAAAAAUCCGCGCCUCGUAUCUCCACUCCUGCUCACUGCCAAGGGCCCGCACCUUCGGGACGCGGUCACCGCCAGCGCAGGGGUCGGGGAACUUCCUGCGCCACCUCUUCGGCCUCCUCUUGAGGGACCCACCUCGCCGUCGUCCACGACGAGCAGGGCGGCAUCUGACGAUGAGGCGAUGACGGCGACGAUGGCGACGGUGGCGACGGUGAUGGGCGGGGGAGGAGUACGGGAGGAGGAUGGAGGUGCAAUGGCCGGAUCUGCAGUGCCGGAUCUGCCCGAGGAUGAAUGCUGCGCCUCUCCCGCCGCUUCGGGAAGCAGCGACGCCGCGUUACCCCCGUCAGCUUCGUGCGAGUCUCGCUCCAUGUCCCAAGCGCAGCAGCAGCAGCACCAACAGAACCAGCAGAACCAGCAGCAGAGGUGCGGAGGACGGGUUCGAUCCCGGGCGCCGCCGGGGAUGCCCAAGCUCGUGAUUCCGCACGGCGCUGCUGUCGUUGCCGCUGCUUUCUCGUUCGGCCCCCACGGGGUCGGGGGGGGCGCCGGCGGGGGAGGUGGGGAGGUGGCGGCGGGGGGCUACCCCCCCGAGAUCACGGUGACCCCGCCGACCCCGACGAUGCUGUCUCCACGGUGCAGCGUCUCCCAGGAGACCAAGCAGAGGCUCAAGAGCGCCAUCCUGUCGUCACAGUCGGCGGCCACCGUGCGGCGGGAAACGCUGAGCCAGCCGGCGCUCGAACCGCCCGACACCUCCAGCCUCGAGUCGUCCUUCGAGAGCGAGUCGGACACGGACGACGAGCUGAUGGACAUCUAGGGGCUCCGUCGUGUUCCGCGUCUCAGUUGACGCAAUGGCCAGCAGCGCUUGUCGAACGCCGAGCUCGUGGUUUGCCCCCCCCCCCCCCCCCGCCCCGUUGUUGGUGGUGGCGGUGGGAAAGAGACGUUGGAGCGAUUUCGCCAAAAAUCGGACAAGGCGGAGGAACGUUUUGUCCACGUUAAUGGUGCAUGAAUUAGGUCACGCCAUACACACAACGGGAAACACGUUUAGACGCCUGUGGCAUUACCAACCUGGAGCAGUUGUGACUUCCAUGUCCUGUCCCCCCUUCCGAAUGAUUUUUCUUGAAAUAUAUACAAUCGGUAUAUUGUGACUUUAACCGGGAGAGUUGAUGUGGAAGGUUAUGAGUUUGAACCUUCCUCAGGGCUCGACUAUCUUCAACCCUCCGGUGUUACAGCAAUCCCUCCGAGUGGCAACAGUUGGUGGGAAGAUGACAGAGUGAUUAUCCUGUGGAUAGACUGGUUCCCGCCAAAGGAAGAAAAAAAAUUGAAUUUCCAACACUUGGCUCAGGGCUAGCAAGAGAGUUGAGGGACCGGCCAAAGCGUGCUUGGAACAGGAAAAGCUUUGAUGUGACGCGACUUUUGAUGGUUAACACAAAGAGCCCCCCGUGUGUACUGUUUUGUAAUCAGCCAUACAUUUGUGUACACAUAUCGGUGCUUUUCGUUGGCAGUAUUUUCUAGGGGGAAGGCAGGAGUACAAGACAAGACAAAAAAAAACAACACGCCUCGUGACGUGUGGCAUGUAGGCUGCUUAAGCCAUGACCUCGCUUCCCAAGCCCAAGCCGACCACCCGUCCAGUGGCUCCUUCCAAGUUGAGUCCCGUUACUGGGCCUUGAGAGGGGAGCGCUGUACGAUCGGCGAAUAACAAACGUGCCUCUUUUCCACUGCACAACCGAGCCGUGCCAGGCGGUGACGGGCCGUGGCGGGCCGUGGCGGGCCGUGGCGGGCCGUGCCGAACCUCCCCGCCGAUGCUCGGCUGGCCCGAGCCGUUCCGCUAACGUCACGCGCACGGCAAAUUAGUAGACACCCGUGUAGGUGACCCGAGCACGUUGUGUUCUCGGGUGUACUGAACACACACAAUGCACGAGUUGAGUUGCAUGUAGACGACAUGGUUGACACUGUCCUCACAGGUGUACUCACCAACAUCGCACGCAAUGAUCAGGUAGGUGACGCGGCGACGCUGUGUCGAGUUUAUGCCGACCGGCGUUAUGCAGAAAUGAACGAGUCGAUUAAUUUGGCCCCCGACUUGGCUCCAGACUUCGAUCGACGUCUCGCGAGGCUGGUGAAUCAGUCUGGUUCUGGCUCGGCUCGGCACAUAGCCAGUGGAAAAACCGCCCGUGCUGCGUGUGAGCCCUGUGCUGGUACGGUUCGGAUGUGCCAGUGGGAAAGUGGCGAGAUGGGAACGGUAAAUCGCCUGUUUGUGAUUCUAAAGUUAUGAACGUCAGUAACGUCGACAGUGUUUUUGUCCGUGUAAAAAAAAUGUUUUACGUAACUCGAGAAGAAUGUUUACCGUCGCGAAAUUAGUUACGCGCCUUCCACCAUACGUGGUGUCUGGACUGGGAAGUGAUGUGGAAAUAUGUUAAUAUAACCUUUUUAUUCGUUGCCAUUGUUGGGGGUGAGUUUGUUUUCGACAAGUAACGGUGGGACGCACUGCUUUGCACGUCGAUAACGGUGUAAAGUUAUCCAGCGUUCGUCCUCGUCGUUAAUAACCGUGCCGCGUGUUAUGUCAAACUGCCAUUUUUCUAUCCUACAAUUGCCACCGUUUAUGAGCACGUCGCGUCUAUUUUGACAGCUUGAUGCGGCUGCAGGAUUUUGCCUUUUGAACACAAAUUGCUGGAGCGCGCAGUAAUAGCUUUCCCCCCUCGCCCGCGUGUUUUCGGAUUGUUGUGCCGCGUGCGGUUCGGCACGGCGGCGUCCCCGACGUUUCGUCGUCAAAACGCGCCGAGAGCUUUUUCGGGAGCGAACGUCGCGCGUGGUGCCCGAACGGCACGUGGUACGACGGGAAAUCACGCCGUGGGGUUGCACGGCACAGCUACAACCGCGAAAACGCACGCAGCAGCAAACAGUAUUGUAUAUUUGUGCGAGAGGGGGGCGCCGAGAAGCACGAUGCUGUCGCGGGAGUUGAGUUCCACUCCUCUGCCCCCCGUGAUCCUGAGGGGUUUUGCAUGAAGGUUCGCUGUAGACCCCCCUUCCCCCCCCCCCAUCACAGGCAUCCCUGACCGAUGAAGAUGAUUCUAUAUUUUUUGUCAUUAUACCAGUGGAUUUACUGCAAACUGGUAUCAUAAAUUUAAUAAGAAUGUAAACGAAUUAGGGGGGGGGGGGGAUUGCACAUUAUAUCAUAUGUAUUGGAAAAACACAACUCUAGACAUUAUUUGGCUUAUUCGCUGCAUACCCCAGACCAUACACUCUCGUCAAAUAAUUAAAACAUUUGCCACUUAAUGUUUGCAGAAUGGAGUUUUUAGCUCAAUUUGGUCAGUUUGUUGCCAUUUAUGUUAACUGGGCACUGUUUUGUAAACUGGGAAGCAGUAGUUUUAUCCGACAUGUGAAUCAAACCCUUUAACUCCAGGGCCUCCAUGUCACUAAAAUGUGAGUGGAGCUCUGCAGCUCCACCACAGCGUGUUUAAAUGAACAUACAAAUUAACU